CGCCGGGCAUCGCGGGCAUCGCACACAAACGCAACCUGCAGCCAUGGCACAGAAGCUCGCGCCACCGACGGCGGCGGUCGUCGUCGUCCUGCUGGCGCUCGCCUUGUCGGCCGCCGCGCAGAACUGCGGGUGCGCGUCGGGCCUGUGCUGCAGCCGGUUCGGGUACUGCGGGACGGGCGAGGACUACUGCGGCGCCGGGUGCCAGUCGGGCCCCUGCGACGUGCCGGAGACCAACAACGCGUCCGUGGCCAGCAUCGUGACGCCGGCCUUCUUCGACGCGCUCCUCGCGCAGGCCGCCGCCUCGUGCGAGGCCAACGGCUUCUACACCCGCGACGCCUUCCUCGCCGCCGCCGGCUACUACCCGGCGUUCGGCCGCACCGGCACCGUCGACGACUCCAAGCGCGAGAUCGCCGCCUUCUUCGGCAACGCCAACCACGAGACCAUAAAGUUCUGCUACAUCAACGAGAUCGACGGGCCGAGCAAGAACUACUGCGACCGGAACAACACGCAGUGGCCGUGCCAGGCGGGGAAGGGGUACUACGGCCGCGGCCCGCUGCAGAUCUCCUGGAACUUCAACUACGGGCCCGCGGGGCAGAGCAUCGGCUUCGACGGGCUGGGCGACCCCGACGCGGUGGCGCGCAGCGCCGUGCUCGCGUUCCGCUCCGCGCUCUGGUACUGGAUGAACAACGUGCACGGGGCCAUCGUCUCCGGCCAGGGCUUCGGCGCCACCAUCCGGGCCAUCAACGGCGCGCUCGAGUGCGACGGCAAGAACCCCAACUCCGUCAACAACCGCGUCGCCUACUACAAGCAGUUCUGCCAGGAUUUCGGCGUCGACCCGGGCAACAACCUCACCUGCUGAAUGAUCUCUCUCUCAUUGGGUUGUUGUCCUGUACUUACACAUGUGUUGGUUGAUGGAUAGAUGGCGAUUGCGUGGUGCGGAUGUUUCGGUUUGGCGGUGUCAAUUCUGAUAUGCGCGUCGGUGCUGUUCUGAUACUGACUAUAUACGGAAAUAAAAAUCUGAUUUGCAUUAGCUUUCGUUU
Molecule: messenger RNA, 1040 nt
Organism: Zea mays
Lineage: Eukaryota; Viridiplantae; Streptophyta; Magnoliopsida; Poales; Poaceae
Product: endochitinase PR4
Exons: 2
Coding region: 44-859 (271 amino acids)
Biological process (GO): carbohydrate metabolic process; chitin catabolic process; cell wall macromolecule catabolic process
Molecular function (GO): chitinase activity; chitin binding
Source: RefSeq, marked provisional